AUGGAUAAAUGUGCUGUUUUUCUUCUUGCAGUGAUUGCCUGCAGCCAUCUAGUUUUCUCAGUUGAGGGAAGAAAAAUAAAAUCAGUGAGCAAACUUGGUUCAAAGCAGAGCAACCAGGUUGACAACUCUGCGGUGCACAAAGAAGAUCAUCAACCUGCAGCCCCAAGUUACAUUCCUAAUGCAGAUGCCCACCAUUCAGCUUCAGCAUCAGGAAAGAAAGAAGUAUUGUCACCCCCUACACCAACUAAAAGCUCAGAUUUUGGUGAUUCACUUGCAGGGUACAGCGAAGAUUUCCUACCCGCUAAAGCAGGGAGCAGCCCUGGUGGUGUUGGACAUUCUUUUGCAGAAGAUCAUGAAGAUACUGAACAAAAAUCUGGACGCAUUAGCCCAAGCAAUAAUAAGCAUUCUAUUGCAGGAGCUAAGGAAGAUUCCCGACCUAGCAGCCCAGGACACAGCCCUGGUGCUGGACAUUCUUUAGCAGAAGAUGAUGAAAAUACUGAAAAUUCUUUUGCAGAAGAUGAUGAAAAUACUGAACAAAAAUCAGGAAGCAUUAGCCCAAGCAAUGAUAAGCAUUCUAUUGCAGAAGUUAAAGAAGAUUUCCGACCUACCAACCCAGGACCCAGCCCUGGAGCUGGUCAUGCUUUUCCAGGCAAAAAUUCAGAGCCAAAUGCCUAG
Durio zibethinus is the source of this 675-nucleotide messenger RNA. Its product is annotated as precursor of CEP9-like. The record is from RefSeq and is a predicted model, not a curated record. Gene Ontology annotation, molecular function: hormone activity. Lineage: Eukaryota; Viridiplantae; Streptophyta; Magnoliopsida; Malvales; Malvaceae. Gene Ontology annotation, biological process: nitrate import; regulation of leaf morphogenesis; regulation of root development. Gene Ontology annotation, cellular component: extracellular region.